This is a messenger RNA of Chanos chanos (milkfish), 3399 nucleotides long. It is a transcript of the gene osgn1, whose product is annotated as oxidative stress induced growth inhibitor 1. The record is from RefSeq and is a predicted model, not a curated record. The transcript has 6 exons. NCBI's taxonomy places the organism in Eukaryota, Metazoa, Chordata, Actinopteri, Gonorynchiformes, Chanidae. Gene Ontology annotation, biological process: negative regulation of cell growth. Bases 180 to 1745 code for a protein of 521 amino acids. Gene Ontology annotation, molecular function: growth factor activity.
ACAGGAAAACUGUACAGGCGGACGAUGUAGGUUGAGUUUCAGCCGCUGAACUACGUCCAAGCCAAUUUCGGGAAACCGCUUAUCUGGGAUAAACGUCAAGGGCGCGUUUUAAAAUAAGGCGCACUUGCUAUAUUUCAGCGGAACACUUCAAUAGCUGGUUAAGCAGCUAGCCUACAGACAUGAAUCUGAAGAACAAAGAGACGACGUCGGGGGAUGUACUACCAGUUGUCAUCAUCGGUAAUGGACCCUCAGGAAUUUGCUUGUCCUAUUUGCUGUCAGGAAACACUCCUUACCUGUGUCCGGAUGGCACACACCCAAAUCCCAUUCUUCACAGUAAGCUGUCUGAGAAUCCCCAUCUCUCCUUGUUUGAGCAGGACCUUGAGUACCUGUGUGAGGGUGUUGAAGGCCGCUCCUCUAACCCAGUGGCAGUGCUCUUUGACUCCCUGCUUCUCCCAGACAGUGACUUUGGCCUGGACUGUGCUUCGCCGUUAAUUUGGCGGUACGAACAGGAGAGGGCUAUUCCUCACCUGGUUCUGGGCAAAGGACCUCCGGGCGGAGCCUGGCAUGCCAUGGAGGGCUCCAUGUUAACCCUCAGCCUGGCUAACUGGAUGGAACUUCCUGGUCUGAAGCUGAAGGAUUGGAUGAGAGACAAACGCAGGAACGUGCGUAAUGACCGGGCCACGCCUGCUGAGAUAGCAUCCUACUAUCAGCAUUAUGUCCAGGAGAUGAGCCUCGAGUCAAACUUCGCCUGUGGAACCACUGUCACGUCGGUCCAGCGCGUGGCUGGCCCCAGUGGCUGCUCACUUUGGAGGAUCCAGGGCCUGCAGUGGGGAGAGGAAGGCAACAGUGGAGAUGGAGGGAGUGAGAGAGGCCCGGAUGUUCCCUUCACCAUUCAUACUGAAAAUGUUGUACUGGCCACUGGCACCCACGACGUGCCCGCCCGCCUGGGCGUGGAGGGCGAGGACCUCCCAUUUGUCUGUCACAGUUUCUGGGAACUGGAGUCGGCCAUCUCCGCUGGGCGACUGGACCAGGCCUCGGAGCCUGUGCUGGUGGUAGGGGCGGGGCUAACUGCGGCAGACGCCGUGCUAGCCACUCACCAUCUCAAUACGCCCGUGUACCACGUCUUCCGCCGUGCAGUGACAGACCCAGGGCUCAUCUUCAACCAGCUGCCCAAGCUCCUCUACCCUGAGUACCACAAAGUCCACCAGAUGAUGACCCAGCAGCAGUACCAGCCCAGCCAUACCAACUCAGAGGGGCCGUCCUCCAGGGUCCUCUCCCAGGGCCAGACCAGCCCCAUGUGCUGCUCCUACCCAGGGUACCUCAGCUUCCCCAAGCACCGUGUCAUAGCCUUUAAACCGGACGGCAAGUGUGUUCUGGAGGGAGACGACGGCAGGCACACGGUGCUACAGGUCUCUAUGGCGCUUGUUCUCAUCGGUUCACAUCCGAACCUGUCGUUUCUCCCCAACAACGCACACUCGCUGGGGCUGGAGCCAGACCAGCCAAUCAGCUGCCGGCGCAACCCACUGGACGUGGACCCCUACACAUAUGAGUCUGUGCAGGAGGCAGGGCUGUACGCCAUGGGCCCACUUGUGGGGGAGAACUUUGUGCGUUUCCUGAAGGGUGGAGCUCUGGCGAUUACCAGUGACCUGACCCGGAAACGGAGAGCUGCGACAGAACAGAGCAGUCCGGAAAAUUCCAACUACAGCCUGAACUGGGAUCUGGCCAACUGCACUCUGGGCUCUUAAGAGAUGAACACAGGGAGACAGAUAUGCAGGACAGGGAAAGACCUGGUCUCAUGACUGGAACACUGAACACUGUCGUGAUGUGAUCAGGGUGGAUAGAGAGUUCUGGAAUGGCCAGUACCUGUCUGUAUAUUAUAACUAGCUCUGCCCCCCUUACAGGUAGACAACGGCAGUCAGUACACUCACUGUGAGAGGAGUGCCUACUCAGACAGCAGAGAGAGAGAGAGAGAGAGAGAGAGAGAGAGGGGAAAAAACCGUGAGAAAAAGCUGAGGAGAAGAGGAAAGUAGAGCAGGGUUAGGGGGUCAUGCUACAAAAGGCAGCACUUGCACUGACAUGGAUUCAGUUGGCUCAUUUUAUAUAGGUCCAGCCUCUCUGUGUGAAUUCACCGUAAUCAGUCUCACUGUCUGGUUUUCAGGGAUUAUUUUUUUUAUAAAGUGUAAAUACAAACACUACUCAAAGUUCCUAUGGUGCAUUUUCUGGGGUGCCAGAAUACUACAUUUACAUUAAUCGUUCCAUGAUUUUAGUAAUAUCUGUUUUUGUAGAGGAUCUUUUCUCAUGGCAAUAACUAUUCAUAUCAUUGUAAUUUUUUACCAUUUAAAACAGUCAACUCUGUCAAGCAAAUUAGUUCUAUAUCAUUCCUGGUACUAACACUAACCCCCCCCCCCCCCUUGUUUUUAAUUUAUGCAGGUAGUCUGGCCUGUUGUAUUAAUAUUGUACAGACAUUUGAACAAAGUCUGAUAAAUUGAAUGAUAUCUGUAUAUAAGUGUUUUGGAAUGCAUUUCACUGAGAUUUUUGUAAAUGUUUAAGUGGUGUAAACCAUCAUGUUUUUGAGAGGGACAAUGUCAUGCAAAUUACCAUUUGUAUUUUUCUUCUUUUUUUUUAAUCUGAGAUUUUUUUCAGUUAAUACUUACAGAGUUACCUUUGUCUGCCAUACAGUGCCUUAACCAGUAACACAUAUAGCAGUGUGUUUGUUCAAACUAUAUCUUGACUGUAUUCUACAAACUAUACCCAGAGAUAAAGAAUGAGAUGGUAGCUCCAGUUUGAACUAAUAACUAAUGAAAAUGUAAACUGCAGACAUUGUCCCACACUCAUGCUGCUAGUCCUAUGUAUUACAUAUGAAUGUUUGUGUAAGACCUAAUAAUGACCAGCAGGGGGCCCUCACGCACACAGUGAUGUUAUGAGUGAGGUUACGAAGUGACCAUUACAUCAGCCUGGGUGGCCCCUUGUGUAACCACUAUAUUUGACAUUUAAAUGACCCAUGUUCAUAACUCAAGCAGAACUUAUGGCCUUUAUGAAAGCACUGUGUAUGUCAAAAGAAUAUCUGGUCCAAAUUUAAUGCUGCCAUAGACCAUUAUUAGCAGUUUAAUGACUCAGUACGCAGUUGACCAGAUGAGCUGAUCCAGCUGAGUAUUUUUGUCAAUCAUUUUGAUUUUUCCAGUAAAAAUAAACUGCUCGGACAUUUCUUGCAAUAUCAUGUUUGCACACGGUGGUCUUUGCACUACAUGUGCUAGUUAAUUUGACACAAGUACUAACAAUCUGAACAUGCUAAAUAAGAACAUCCCAAUUCAAAACAAUGCAACUUCAGUUAACCCAAAGCUGUUCAUAUUUCUCAAUUUAACGGCAGCUGUCAGCUAUCAGAAUCUCUUCUUUGUUGUA